This is a messenger RNA of Empidonax traillii (willow flycatcher), 1347 nucleotides long. Its product is annotated as fibrinogen-like protein 1. NCBI's taxonomy places the organism in Eukaryota, Metazoa, Chordata, Aves, Passeriformes, Tyrannidae. The transcript is spliced from 8 exons. The coding region runs from base 282 to 1286 and encodes 334 amino acids. The record is from RefSeq and is a predicted model, not a curated record.
AAGCAGCAAGAUGAGUAUUGGGUAACAAUAGAAAACCCGGGAUUUGGGUAACUUUCCCAUGAGGAAUUGCGAGUAUCUUUUCUGUGAAACUGCCUAGUGCUGUGAAACAUUCUUCAUCAGUGCACUUGAUGUGGGCCUUCUGGAGAGGGAAAUCUCAGCAACUGCUAAAAAACCAGCUAGGUUUAUGAUAAUUUUCUUUCGCAGUUGACUUUUAAGGGCAAUAAUCUUAUCAAAAGGAGGUCUGAAGAAAGGCAAGUCACAGGUGAUAAGAAGUGAGUGUCAUGAUGCACAGGUUGCUGCUGCUCCUUCUCCUGGUCAGCUUCAGCUCACCUGCACCCAGGCUUUCCGACAAAGAUGUCUGCCUCCAAGACAACAAUAAAUUAAGACAAAGGUUAAAACAACUUCAAGACUUGCUUUACUUAUACGAGCUGCAGCUGAAGGACAUCCUGGAGAACACUUACCACAGAACAAAAAGUAGGCUGUUCUCAGGCAAUAGGAGUGUGCAGCAUGAGAUGCUUUUACCCACAACCAGUGGAAAUUUGAUAGUUUACGACCAAGAUUGCUCUGCGGUGUAUAAUCGGAAGAAAACCAAAAGUGGCUACUACCGAAUCAGGCCCAGAGCAGACCGAGAGCCUUUCCUGGCAUACUGUGACAUGUCUGAUGGAGGGGGGUGGACAGUCAUCCAACGGCGGAGUAAUGGCAGGGAGAAUUUCAACAGGAAAUGGGAUGAUUACAAACUGGGAUUUGGGAGAUUCUAUGGCAAGAAUGAUGAAUACUGGUUGGGCAACGACCACAUCUAUGACCUGCUCGCUAGAGGAGAGAGCUCAUUAAAGAUUGAACUGAUGGACUGGGAUGGGGAAAGACGUUACGCAGUCUAUGAAAAUUUCCAACUUGCAAAUGAGCAGGACAAUUACAGGUUAUGGUUUGGCACCUAUUCUGGUAACGCUGGCGACGCUCUGUCUGGUGGGAGCAAUUUUGAAGAUCAGUGGUCAGCCUCUCACAGAGGGAUGCAGUUCACCACAUUUGACAAGGAUCACGAUCGAUUCCUCGCAGGCAACUGUGCAUCAGAGAAUAAGGGCGGUUGGUGGUUUAACAGGUGCCAUGCUGUAAACCUCAAUGGACGAUACUACAGAAGAGGAAGGUACAAGGGAUCCCAUGACGAUGGUAUGGUUUGGUCUACGUGGCAUGGGACGUGGUACUCGCUAAAAUAUUCAGCCAUGAAAAUCAGGGCUCCGUUCUUCGUUGACAGCGAGAGUGGAGAUGGAGAGAACAGUCAGGGCAGCUGAAACCUGCUGCUUUGGAAAGAGGAAAAGUACAGGCUGAAAAGAAUUGUGUAAGUUGAUAGCC